Molecule: messenger RNA, 1677 nt
Organism: Strongyloides ratti
Lineage: Eukaryota; Metazoa; Nematoda; Chromadorea; Rhabditida; Strongyloididae
Exons: 3
Coding region: 1-1677 (558 amino acids)
Source: RefSeq, a predicted model, not a curated record
AUGUUAAGAAUAAUAUAUGAUGUAAUAAGUUAUUACAUUUUUGUAAUUAUCUAUUUUUUUUAUUACCUUUUAAAAGGCAAUUCUGGAGAUAAUGAGAAUGAAGAAGAUGUAUUAAAAAGGGGACAGGAAUCUUAUUAUAAUAAAUUUAAUAAUAUAAAGAAAGAUUAUGUAUCAAGUGAAUAUUAUAAUAACAAUAAGUAUUUUAAUUCGCAAACGAAUCAUUAUAAUUCAUUAAAUAAUAAUUUUGAUUAUCAACAAAAUAAACAACAAUCAUCUUUUUAUGAAACAAUUUGUAGAAGUAUUAAAACUUUAUAUUCAAAUAUAAAAUAUUAUCUUAUUAAUAUUUAUCAUGGUUCUAUAUAUGUCUUAAAUUGCUUAUGGUUACUUUUAUCUAAACCAUUUAUAUAUUUAUUUGGUACUAUAAUUUACAUUAUUCAAGUUAUUUUUGAAACUUUAGUAUAUAUUAUUAAAAGUAUAUGGAAUUACUUUUUUAACAAUAAAAAUAAAAUUAAUAAAGGUGAUAAAGUUGGAUUAAGGAAGAAAAAUGAUGAUAUAUUUGAGGAAGUAUUAAAUGAAAAUAUAUUAAAUAACCAAUUACUAGAUGAAAAAUAUUUAAAUAGAAAUGAUAUUAAAGAAAGUGAAUGUAGUUCAAUUGCUAAUACACAAGUAGAUGCACUUAAAAAUAGUAAUGAAAAUAUAUAUGAAGAAAAGAAUAAUGAUUCAUUGGUUAAUUUUAAAAAAUAUAAUGAAAAUGAAAUUUUGUUGACACAAAAAGAUAAUAUAAAUUUUGAGAUAAAUGAUGAAGUAAAUCAAAUAAUUAACAAUAAUACUAAUAAUAAUUUUCAUAAUUUUAUCCCACCAACACCACCACCACCAUUAGAUGAUAAAGUUUUAGAAACUAUUAAUAGAAGAAAUUCACCAAUAAAAAAUAUGGUACAUGAAAAAGAUAUUUUAUUACCAUCUUCACAAAUAAACUAUCAAAAUAUGGAUAAAAAUGAUGAAUAUGAUGAUAAAAAUAUAGGAGAUUGGACUGUAACAAGGAAUGUUCUUGUUAUAGAUACAAAUGAAGAUGAAAAAUUAAAUGAUAAUAAUUAUAUUUUUAAUAAUAUAAAUUCAAAAUAUUUACCACCACCUAAUCCUGUUAAAGAUGAUUUUUUUAUUGGUAAUAGUGUUUUUAAACCUAUACCUGAUAUGGAAAAUUAUAAAGAACAAUUUAAUUGUCAAAAAAUUGAUAAAUUUUAUGAAAAUUCAUUAUCACCAUCAUCUGUCCCAAAUAUUACUAGAAAUAUUAGAGAAGGAACAACAUUUGAUAUUAAUAUACAUGGUGAUGAAUUAAAAAAUAAAAAUUAUUAUAUAACAUCACCAGAGGAAAGAGAUACUUCAACUUAUAAUUCUAAUAAUACUUAUUCAAAUUAUAAAAAUACUUAUAAAUCUACAGAUUCACCAAAAAAUUAUCAUAAUACAAUGAGUCAAGUACAUUACAAUAUUGGAGAUAUAAAUAAUAAUCCAACAUUAUUAUCAUGUAAAAGAACAUUCGAGCGAAGAAUUAUAUCACGUAGUUAUAAUCAUGAUAGUCAAGGACAUAUAAAAAAAGAUUGGCAAGUUGAAUCUUACCAAGCAAUUAGAAAUGAAAUGCCAGUAUCUUAUAAUUUUUAUACACGGUCUGCUUAUAAAUAG